CUCUAUAUGCAAGGAAUUUAAACCGUUUAUCGAUUUUUCUCAAUCCAUUUUGCAAAUAUUUUGAGAUAAUAUAAAAACUGUUAAUAUUUAUUUAUCGUGCUCAAGAGAGUGGCCCAUGAAUUUAUUUUGAAUAUUUAAAUUAAAUAUGAUAAGUUUUUUGUGAAAGUGCUCAAACACGAAGAAUUGUGUAUGAAAACAAUAUUAAUUACAAUGUUAUCAAUAAGUAGUAACAAAGCUUAAAAAUAUUUGACUCAAAUUAAAAUAAUUUCAUAAACGAUUUAUAAAAUAUAUCUUUACCGUACGAAAAAUUAACAAUAAAAAAAACAAAAUAAUUUCAGAGUUCAAAAAGUAGACAUAACUUUGUGAAAUACAUUAGGUACAUACAUACCUACACAAAAACUUUUCGACGGAUUCUUCCGCUAUGUAUAAGACUAUUAGGCACGGUGAAAAUAGUCUUCAAUAUACAAUAUUACCACAAAACGACGAUUUUCGAGUAGAAAAUGGUAAAAUAAGUAAUGGUAAUGGCAUCAAAGGCAAAUACAAAAAUAAAGGCGAAAAACGUAAAUCAAUCUUUGCAUAUUUUGGCCUUCUAUUCAUUUGUACCGUUAUUAUUGGUGCAAUUUUAAUACCAUUUUUAGUUUCAACACAGUGUUUACCAAACCCAACCGAUUGGUUUACAAAAAAUAAAAAUUUAUUGACAAAUAAAAAUCUUGAUGAUUAUCAUCUAAACAGUUCUCAUCCAAACGGCAAGGCUCCUUCGUCUUCCAUUUUGAGUAAAACUUUAUUAGUCCCCUCGAAAUUCAGUCAAACAUCUGACAACACAAUUUCAGAAAAAACUUUUUUGGAAAGGCAAAUAGCAAAUGAUCCAUAUUCCAAGAAAAGUAAUGGAGACGACUAUAAUUAUGGGAAAUACACCAAACAAAAAGAAGAUCCCACCGUUAAUAUUGGCGCUGCCAAUAUUCCGCAAAGGCAUUCAACCGACAAAAAUAAAAUGCAUCAGGAAUUCGAAGACGAUUAUAAAAAGGUUGAACAAAAAGUGUUUGAAGUAAAACCUAAUUUUCAUGAAACUGAAAGGAAUACACAGCCAAAUAUACUCAAGAAAGUACAAUCAAUCACAGAAAUGCAAUCACAGAAAGAGUCGCUCCUUGAUACACAGCAAAAUGUUAACACAAAUAUAAAAAAUGAAAAACAAAUUUAUUCGCCAGAAAUGAAUUUUACACAAUAUUUAACUACUUUAACGCCCUUAAGCAUAAAAGUAAGUGUUCAACCCUAUGUGGAAAAUAAAGAAGUUCCUGUUCUUUCGAAUUUGACCAAAAAAACAAUUAUUCUUCCAAUUUUGGCCAAAACAAAUUCAGUUUCUAAAAAUAAUAAAAAUUUAGAGGAGCAAGGAGAAUCUGAAAGCUGGAUCAAAUCUCAUUGGCCUUUUAUAGACCCAUCAACAUACUUUCAAUGGACGGGAUAUAAGACGGAGGAUAGUAUUAUUUUGCCUGCCAUUUUAGGUGCGGCUUUAGUUAGUAUAAUAUUAUUCGCUUCACUCUGUUUUAUUACACGAAAUAAAAAAAAUAGUAAAUCAAAAGGAAGGAAAAGGAAUCGGAUAGUUAAAAUUGAAGAAUCAGGUGAUGACAAUGCUACUUUACUUACAACAUCAAACUUAUCCGAUGAUGAAUAAGCCCUUAAUAUACGUAAUGUACAAAUUUGAUGAAAAUCAUAUUUUUUUAGUGUAACAUAAAUAGUACUACAUUUUGAUCAAUACAUAAGAAACUUAAAAUCAGUGUAAGGGUAGUUCCAGUUAUAUUUUUUUGUACUAAGAAAUUUCAUGAAUGCAUUUGUGCAUACACAUACACAUAUAAUGCAUUUAAAAAAUGCAAAAAAAAAUUUAUAGAUUUUUGUACAUUAUAAAUAUUAUAUGAAUGAUUUGAUUUUAUUGCGACAUAGCGGCAUUUUUAUGUCCGGCGAUUAUCUGACAUUUGUUAUUAAUCUGUUGGGAAAGCACAUUAAAUUAAGAACAACGCUUAAUUGUAAUUUUCAUCCCAAAUAUUGUGGCAAUGCAGGCUUUUGGAGUGUGUAGCAUGAGCAAAAACUAUUGAAGUUUUAAUAUAAAUAAUUAUUGUAAUAAAUUAUAAUUUGAAUGUAUAUACAUAUAUGUACAUAUAAUAAAAAUCUUUAAAUGAUGAGUUGGGGAAAUCAAAGGAUAUGGAAUUGUGAUAUCUAUAGUAUUUAUAAAAUGAGGCACACGAAAAAGACUUAAAAAAAAAAGUUUAAUUUGCGUUAUUUAAAUUUAACUGAAAUUAUCGGUGGAAAAAGAAAAAAUUGGCUUUUAUGGAAUAUAUAAUAAUUUAGCGUAAUAGAUUGCUAAUAAACUUCUUAAGCAAUAAAUAAACUGAAGUAAACAAUUAUAUUAAAUACAUUUGUAAACGAAAAUAGUAAUAAUUAAAUAAAGUUUAUUGUAGGAUAUUACUUAUAAUGUCAAGUAUUUGUUUUUAACAUUCUAAUUCUACCUUAAAAAGCAUGUAAAUUAUAACUUAUUUUUUUUUUCAAAAAUAUAUGUAUUAUAUUUAAAUAAAUAUGUAACUAUUCAUAUCAAAAAUGUUUAGACUUGGAAAAACUCUUCAUAUAUCGUUAUUGUCUUGUAACAGGGAUAAUUGACUCGUUAUCUAUAACGAUAACUAUUACUAUGUUGGGCGAAUCACAUAAUUAUACAAAUUUUCAUUUCAGCUUUAGUUGUAAUUAGUAAAUUAUUUAGCAAUAAUAGUUUUUGCUACAUUUUUACUUACUGCAGCUUUCCUUUUAUGAGUGAUAGUUGCUUUUUA
Messenger RNA from Condylostylus longicornis, 2810 nucleotides. RefSeq lists its product as uncharacterized. Bases 422 to 1669 code for a protein of 415 amino acids. The record is from RefSeq and is a predicted model, not a curated record. The transcript has 3 exons. NCBI's taxonomy places the organism in Eukaryota, Metazoa, Arthropoda, Insecta, Diptera, Dolichopodidae.